AUGACUGUACCAUCGCAGUGCGCAGGCGCGGAAGUACAGGUUGUAUCCGUUCGUUCGUCUGCUGCGAAGAAGAAAUCUAAAAUGUUGUGAUGGUUUGUCGCUUCAGUUCUCUAAGAUAGCCUUCUAGCUUCGCUACAGAAUACCUCCAGCAGAAUUAACACAGUUUGGAGAGGAGUUAGGAACCAGUCGGAAGCACACAGUAAGAUUUCGGGCCGUAUAUCGCACCAUGUCCGCGGAUGUGACGGGUGAUGGCGCAGGGGCCGAGGGAGGGGGAGGGGCGGACGUGGACCAGGGGACGUACGAGUGCAAUAUCUGCCUGGACACGGCCAGAGACGCAGUGGUCAGUUUGUGCGGACACCUGUUCUGUUGGCCCUGUCUACAUCAGUGGUUGGAGACCAGACCCAACAGGCAGCUGUGUCCGGUGUGUAAGGCUGGCAUCAGCAGAGACAAGGUCAUCCCACUGUAUGGGAGGGGAGGGUCACAGAUGGAUCCCAGAACAAAAACACCUCCCAGACCACAGGGACAGAGACCAGAACCAGAAAAUAACCAUGGGGGGUGGACAUUUGGAGAUGGGGGAUUCCAGAUGUCCUUUGGGAUUGGAGCCUUUCCAUUUGGUUUCUUUGCAUCAGCUUUUAACUUCAACGAUGGAAGGCCAGGACCAGCUCCCCCAGGCACACCACAGGCAGAGGAGGAGAGAGUCCUGUCCACCCUGUUCCUCUGGAUCGCUCUCAUCUUCAUGUUCUGGCUCCUCAUGGCAUGAUGGGACUGGUGCUGCAAGGGAAACAUGCAUAUGGGAAAACAACCUGGGCAUGGGUUUAAACAGAAAAGAUUCAUCUGCUGUAGUAUCUUAUUGUUUAAUAUCUAAAUAAUUUUUGAUUUUCACAACACUUCACACUAAAAAGAUACCAUUGUCUUCUUACUUUAUACAAAUAUGAUAACAGUGUUUGGGCAUUAUAUCAUAUUGAAGACUAGCUCUAACUAAAAGGUAUAUGAUGGUGCCACAGCAUUCCAAACAAAUCCCGUAUACAUGUAUAGGAUUGCAGGAAAUACACAGCUUCAUUUUGCAUUUUAGCUAUUAUAAGAAAAGCUUGUCGGGUCUAAGAAUUCAUAUUGGUAUCUGCAUAUCUAAUGUUUGAGUAUUGCUAUGCUGUAAUUUAUGUAUUGUUAAAAGCUAGUUUAAAGACAAUUUAAGAAAUAACUGCAUCCUACUACCUUUUUGACAUAUGUUAAGAUAUUAAGUGAUUUAGACUGUCAAGCAAUUAUUUUGGGUUCAAAAGCAUUAUGAACUAUGAAAGCUGGACACCUGUUCACAUAUGGUAAGAGUGAAAAUUUGUCUUCCGCACUUGCCUUGAAAAGAUCUCUAACUGUCCAGCAUAUUUAUCUUAAAAAGAAAUUUACUUGGUUUAAAACCUCUUGUCUAGCUGAAUAGUUAGUUACACACAUGUACAAUGAGACAGUUUCUGUAGCUAGUUAGUCAUUCUUUUGCCUGUCUCAAAGCUCUGUUCAUUUAUUGGUGACAUAUCAAACAGUAUUACUGUUGUUUUUGCAAGACAUCAUUUUGUCCUUGUAAAUGCCAAACUAACUGUUUUUACCAACCAGAGCUCAUUUCAGAUUCUUGUUUCUUCAUUGCAGGGGACCAGUAAGAUCUCCUUUACCAUUGGUCAGAUGAGUACUGUUUACUGAUUGGUCAAGAGCUGAUGUGAAAUUGAUAUGAUUAUUCAUUGUUGCCAUAAAAUACAUUCAAAAAGCA
This is a messenger RNA of Branchiostoma floridae (Florida lancelet), 1750 nucleotides long. Its product is annotated as E3 ubiquitin-protein ligase RNF185-like. The record is from RefSeq and is a predicted model, not a curated record. The coding region runs from base 227 to 760 and encodes 177 amino acids. Gene Ontology annotation, cellular component: endoplasmic reticulum. The transcript is spliced from 6 exons. Lineage: Eukaryota; Metazoa; Chordata; Leptocardii; Amphioxiformes; Branchiostomatidae. Gene Ontology annotation, biological process: ubiquitin-dependent protein catabolic process. Gene Ontology annotation, molecular function: ubiquitin protein ligase activity; metal ion binding; ubiquitin-like protein conjugating enzyme binding.